GACAGGUGGAGGUGUGGCUGAGCCGCGGGUUUGCAGGAUGACUUGAAAAUGCUGCAGCAUCCGACCGUCCCUCCUCCCCCUCUUCCUCCCUCUACUGCUCCUCUUCCUCUUCUCUCCAUCUUGUGCAUACCGGCUGUUUCCUUCCCCUUCUUCCUCCCAGUCUGCGUGCUCUCGUCCUGCCGUGCAGUCCUCUCAGACCUCUGUUGUAGCACCAAAAGGAGGAGGAGCCACCAGCACACACACACACACACACACACACACACACACACGCAUACUCCCACAGACACACACGCUCACUCCCAUCAUCUCCUCUGCACGCUCGCUGUAAUCACCAGACAGGCCCGUUUGGAGAAAGGGAGCCCAGCCGUCUCGUUUCCCAAGAUGGAUGUAUUCAUGAAGGGGUUCUCCAUGGCCAAGGAGGGUGUGGUGGCCGCUGCAGAGAAGACCAAAGCCGGCAUGGAGGAGGCAGCAGCUAAGACCAAGGAAGGGGUGAUGUAUGUAGGCAGCAAGACAAAGGAGGGAGUUGUGUCCUCAGUAAACACAGUGGCCAACAGGACCGUGGACCAGGCCAACAUCGUGGGAGACACAGCGGUUGCCGGUGCUAAUGAAGUGUCCCAGGCGGCCGUGGAGGGGGUCGAGAAUGUCGCCGCGUCGACCGGGAUGGUGAACCAGGAGGAGCCUGUAUACGAGGGAGAAUAUGGGGGAAUGGAGCAAGGUGGAGAAGGAGGAGAGGGCUACUAGUCGUCUCCAGGACCUUCCCUCCCGUGCUCUUCGGUGUCCCUUCGCUCCCCUCGCCUCGCUGUACCAGACUUCAGAUGUUCUACUUAUUUUUUUGUGACUUUACAGAAGGAAAAUCAACUAAAAGGGACACUACCGGAUACGGCACCUAUGCCCCAAUGUCUCCCCCUGUGUGAUCUCCGUGAUGCCUCUCCCUCAGCAGCUCUCUGCCACCUGUCCUCACGCCGUCUCCUCCCCCGUUAAUUUCCUGCAGCUUGUAGCUUUUCCUCCACUGUCAGUCUUACUCUCGCCUCACCUGUGUGUUAGUGGCCACCUGAUAUGAAGCCUGGUGUUGUUAUAGCCCUACGGCCACCAACCGAUGGGGAAACCUUGCACGCAAACACACAUGUACAAAAUAAAGAAUAAAGUGACACCUUUAUUCAACACAUGCAUGGAACACGCAUACAGUACAUACCGCAAAUGCACAGAUACACACCCAGGGGCAAACAUGUUAACUGUAGAAUAUUUUGGUUGCAUAAAUACAGGUUUUCCUCUGCAGUCCAUGACAAUGACAAGUGACUGAGGCAGGGUAUGAGAGGUUGUGUGAUCUGCUUUUUGUGUGCGUGUGUGUUAUGCUUAUAUAUAUAUGUGUGUGUGGUGUGUGCAUGUGUCUCCAAAGGCUUGUGCAAGGGAUCGUGCAUUGAGGACAGAUAUGUGUCUGUUUUGUGUGCAGUAGUUAGUUAGCUGCAGUAGACCGCAUGAACAGAUGUGUAGGAUGACUUGUCGUGUGUUGUAACUGUAGACUAGCAGUUGUUCUGUGUAGCUUUGUAUGGCUUGUUUGGCCUCAACAUUUAGAAACAGGGUCAUUAACCAGGAAGAAAUACUCAGUGCUCAUUUCUCCUCAGCUGUUUGUGUUGCAUGACAAUUCAAGAUCAGUUGUUACACAAGUCAAGUUUUCAAAUGUUCGAGGAUGGAAUCGAUCAUCUAAGAUGUUUGUGGCUGAAUUAAAGGGAGACAAUAUUAUACUAAUAUUAUACCAGAUUUUGAUUCUGAAAUUCGGAUUAGAGUAGGAGGAGAUGUCAGGGAUUCCCCCCAACCAGUGUUGAUCCAACUUUGGCAGAAAACAAUGUGGUCUGGACCCCAUCAGCUGAUUAUUUCCAUUCCAAACACUGGCUGAAUAUCUGGUGAUAUUACCUGAAAGUCUUGGGUUUCAAUACAUCAGAUCAAGAGUUCAAACAUGAUACAGAACAUAUUACCAUUCUUUUUAAAUAUUCAGCUACUUAAGCAGUUUAAAUUAAAAGAGAAACCUGGAAAAGGUUUUCAGUGACUUUGGAGCAGCUGAUACUGAUCACCUCUUGUUGUUGUGUAGUUGCUUUUUAGUCUUUGUGCGCUGGUUUGCAUGACAUCAGGAGAUACAACGCAGUGUGGAAAUUAGUCUCUUCAAUAUUAUAAUUUCUGUGAUAAAUAGCAUUGAUUCAGUUGGGGAAUGAGUAUACUGAGAGAAUGAAGGUUGGGCUUUUUUAUCCAGUAUUACCUUUUUGUGUAGUUCUGUGUAUAGCUUGAAUUCUGGGAUGUGUACUUGUUUUAAGGGUAGUUAUUUCAUAUUUCACACUAACUAGUCUGAACCAUGGCUGCUGUGAGUAUCCCGCCCAUCAACUGUCUCAGCCAAUCAGAGGAUUCCUUUUUUCUCACUGCACAUCUGCCCGGCAUGUGUCUGUCUGUAUGCGCUGUAUGUGUGUUGAUGUGUUGUGUUGUCAUAGAGAUGGUUCAGCCAGCAAAGUGUGUGUGUGUUUGUUCUGGAGCAGGUUUGUGUGUUUUUACUUUGAGGCCAAUGGAAAAUGAUGACUGCAUGUUGCCUUAUCAAGCAAUCUGACAUUCACAUACAUAGUCAGGCUCACACGAAGACUAUACAGUGCACAACACCUACCAACACACACACAGUACACUCUAAAUAACAUGCAAUCACAAAUUCACAAAUCACAUACAAUGUUUAAGUUGGCAUCAAAGCAGACUUGCUGAUUUUAUAAACAGUACCAGUGAAAUUAAAAAGGUUUUGUUGAAAUCCAGAAA
Molecule: messenger RNA, 2787 nt
Organism: Pungitius pungitius (ninespine stickleback)
Lineage: Eukaryota; Metazoa; Chordata; Actinopteri; Perciformes; Gasterosteidae
Gene: sncgb
Product: synuclein, gamma b (breast cancer-specific protein 1)
Exons: 6
Coding region: 49-741 (230 amino acids)
Biological process (GO): synapse organization; synaptic vesicle endocytosis; chemical synaptic transmission
Cellular component (GO): axon terminus; cytoplasm; neuronal cell body
Molecular function (GO): cuprous ion binding
Source: RefSeq, a predicted model, not a curated record